Messenger RNA from Odontomachus brunneus, 5309 nucleotides. It is a transcript of the gene Tret1-1, whose product is annotated as facilitated trehalose transporter Tret1. The record is from RefSeq and is a predicted model, not a curated record. Gene Ontology annotation, cellular component: membrane. The transcript is spliced from 6 exons. Gene Ontology annotation, molecular function: sugar transmembrane transporter activity. Lineage: Eukaryota; Metazoa; Arthropoda; Insecta; Hymenoptera; Formicidae. Gene Ontology annotation, biological process: transmembrane transport; carbohydrate transport. The coding region runs from base 744 to 2213 and encodes 489 amino acids.
GAAAGAAUAGUGAAUUACUGCAGAAAAUGUCAAUAUUUUCUUUCACAAAAUUUUACAGCAAUUUUUACUAUAAAAUUCUCUUCAUGUACAUUUCUCAAGAUAGUAUUAAAGAAUUUCUGAGUACAGGAUAAUAUCGUCGAAACGGGAAAUUCUUUCGGCAAUAUCAAAAUUUUAACUCGCAUUAAAUUCGUGAGACAUUUUUGUCUUUCUCUGUCUUUUUCCUCUCUGCCUCGAGCUCCGAAAUUGCUUCAGAUAUAUAAUAUAAUUGCCGUGCAAAAGAUGCCCUUUCCAGGAUGAGAGUAUAUGCUCUGCAUAUCUCUUCGCGAAGGCACAAAUAAGUUGAAGACGUAUGUAAGAUCAUCAUACAUCAGUAUACAAUCGUCAUAAUAAUCUACGAAGGAUGAAUCGACGUGGUUUGCGAGGGGAAGGAAUGAGGGAAGGGAGAGCCGGCCCCCAGCAUCGUUCUCUAUAUAAGAACAGAACCACCCGGCGCGGUCCAUGAGUGUCAAUAGUUUAUGGUUCUAUCGCGAACACCGCGAAAACUUCUACUCGCGACAGUGCGUGGCCCAGAUCGUCGAUUCGAUUAAAUCGAUAUCGAAGUCGCGAUCUUUGAUAUUCGUUACACGCAAAAGCGGAACUCUUAUUCUGAAGAGAUCAGCCCUAGAAAGGUCAAGUUGGAACUGUUUCUGCUCUGCCAAUCAAUCAGAAAUUUCUGACUCGUCCCAGUUGAUCAAUACGUGAUCAUGAAGAUUCUUUUACGGGCGGACACCCACGUUAACAUUGAGCUGCCGGUAAACGCACCGGCAGCUAGAUGCACGUUUACUCAGGUACUGGCUGCAUUAUCGGUAUCAUUAGGUUCAAUGGUAAUUGGCUAUUCGAGCUCCUACACAUCACCGGGACUGGUAUCCAUGCGCGAUAAUAGUACAGCGAGCUUCGAAGUUAGCAAGCAAAUGGGUAUGUGGAUCGGGUCACUUAUGCCCCUAAGUGCACUUUUCGGAGGAAUUACUGGAGGGCCAUGCAUCGAGUAUCUCGGAAGAAGAAACACGAUACUAGCCACAGCGCUCCCAUUUAUCGGAUCAUGGCUUUUAAUCGCGUUGGCACAGAACGUCGCGAUGGUGUUAGUAGGACGCGCAUUAUGCGGGUUUAGCGUGGGCGUUGCUUCCUUAUCGCUACCUGUGUACUUGGGCGAGACGAUACAGACAGAAGUGCGCGGUACUCUUGGCUUGAUGCCCACCGCCUUUGGUAAUGCCGGAAUAUUAAUAUGCUUCACGUUGGGCAUGUAUCUGGACUGGAGAAACCUGGCGCUGGUAGGCGCGAGUCUACCAAUACCCUUCCUGAUUCUCAUGUUUCUGAUCCCCGAAACGCCGAGAUGGUACAUCUCUAAGGGAAAAACGAAGAAGUCUCGAAAAUCUCUACAAUGGCUGCGCGGCAAGAACACCGAUAUAACUGACGAACUGACUAUGAUCGAGAAGUUACAUGUCGAGAGCGAACGAAACGCUUCUCAGGGAACGAUCUCGGAGUUGCUGAAGAGCAACAACCUGAAACCACUGCUUGUUUCCCUGGGGCUGAUGUUGUUCCAACAAAUGUCGGGCAUCAACGCGGUGAUAUUCUACACGGUGCAAAUUUUCCAGGACGCCGGUAGCACGGUCGAUGAGAACCUCUCGACUAUAAUCAUUGGCAUUGUGAACUUCAUAUCUACCUUCAUCGCUGCGUUCUUGAUCGACAAGCUGGGCAGGAAGAUGCUGUUGUACGCAAGCGGCGUGUCGAUGGCUUUGACGCUCUUCUCUCUCGGAGGAUUCUUCUACGUCAAGUCGUAUGGUGUCGACGUGACGGCCUUUGGCUGGCUGCCGCUGGUCAGCCUGAUUGUGUACGUGAUAGGCUUUUCGAUGGGCUUUGGUCCUAUUCCCUGGCUGAUGAUGGGCGAGAUCUUGCCGGCCAAGAUCCGCGGCUCGGCCGCCAGUAUCGCGACCGGCUUUAAUUGGAUGUGUACCUUCAUCGUGACGAAGACUUUCGAGGACGUCAUAGCGGUGAUUGGCGCACACGGCACUUUUUGGCUAUUCGGCGCCAUCGUCGUGGUGGGUUUCAUUUUCGUGAUCGUCAGCGUGCCGGAGACGCGCGGCAGGUCACUCGAGGAGAUUGAGAAGAGGUUUAACGGGCCGACUAGAAGAAUGAGCGCAGUCGCCAACAUGAAACCGAUGCCAAUGGCCUGCUAGCUUCCGAAUCGAGUCGGCGCUCAGGCACGAUUUUUAUUGACGAGCAAGUUUGUCCGAGCAAGAAAAAAAUGGGACUCACGGUGUCACAUUAAGGAAAAGGUUUUCUUGCUGAAAAACCUUUGCUUAAAGUGAAGUUAAGUUCGAAAGUAUGCUUCUUCCGUCUUAUGAAGAUGAAGUGUAUCUGCUCGCUCUCUCUUUCUUUCUCCUCCUUCGGCUCUUUCUAUUUUUCGCUUCGUUCGAUUUAUUCUUGUUGCGGCUUGUUUAUUAUAACGAAUUUGGGCGAGAACGAUUUAGAAAUAAUCGUUUUUGAUCCAGGUGAUAUACGGGAACAGAUAAAGAAAGGCAUUUUUUUAAAUAAACGCUCGUAUUUCGGUUAUUCAGCUGUUGAAUUGAGAAGAGGCGAAUGAAUGAAAAGAUCAUUCUUGAUCAACAAUGUUAGCAAUGAUGUUUUAUGUGCAAUAUUGGAUAACACUACGAUUCUUUUGUAAUAAUCUGCGCGAUCAUUCGAAAAGUUGAGAAACUUUUAAAAAUAAACUGCUUAAAGUUCAAAAUCUUCGGAAAAUUUUAAUUUUGAAAAAAUUAAUUUAAUAAAAUAAAAUCUAAUUUUAUAAAUUAAUCGAUUGUAUAUUCGAGUCAAUAAUCUUAUGCUGAAAAUAUGAAGUAUCGUUUUCAUUCACUUGCCACUUCAAUAACGGUGAAUUGCUUUUGGUGACUUAAAUAACGCGAGGAUUACAGUUAAUAAUAGUGUCGGUCUUAUUAGGCAUUUAAAUUGCAAGUUCGAAGAUACGAUCUAAAUAUGAAUUUUAAAGUUAAUUAAUUAGAUUUGCGAUUACGGAAACGCGUCCCGCUCUUCCGCUAGGAAAAUGGCACGAUACGUGACUAUCAGCUGUUGACUAGAUGUAUAGUUGUGCUUGUUUUUAUUACUCGACACUUCUACAGGGUCUACCUCAAGUUAAAACCACUACUACGCGUCGUCGGUGGACGCGUGAAAAAUGUGAAAAAUGCGCGUUCUUCUUUUAAAGUGCAUGCAAAACAAUGCGAUCUGCACGAGGCUGUGGUACUGCGUGGUUUUGCGCGGAAUAUCGAGACGUAAGUGCCGCGUUUAAGAGAAUAUAUUCAGGUGAACGUUGUACGCCGCCGUAGUUUCGCAGGAAUAGUGUUGCCAAAACCCUAUCGUAAAUGGAAAAUACUGAAUACGAGACAACGCGAGGAGGUACUAAAGUGCCGCACCGACGCGUCCGCGCUGUGAGAAAUGCAUCUGCGCUUUUUAACUUGCAUCUUAUGAAUAUAAAUACAGUUGAUAAGAUGAUUCUUCUCGUGGGAGAGUUGCGAAAUCGUUCACGAAAAGAAGAAUUCGAUGCGAUUGCCGUUCUCGUGGCGCGAACACUCGCAUUUUGUAACUUGAAAAAUACGCGUAUUAUAUGUACUUAUGUAUAUACACAAAAAAGAAGAUUUCAGUUCGGGCAAUGGGAACCGGAUGUGAAACUCACUGGUGAAAAGUAACAUCUCUGUUAUUGUGACCGAAAGCAUUUGUCUGAACAUUCAGCUGCAUUGAAAUUCGAUUAGAAUGACUGAGAGCAAUUGGCUGAGUAGGAAUUUUUCUGUUCUUGCAACCGAAUUUUUUAUCUGACUUUCAGGUAACAGAAAAUUCAGUUACACUAACAAAGUUGUUUUUUCUGUGUACACUAACUAAGAAAUCGGUCUUUCGAAUAGAGGCGAAUUUCCCGCGCGACAAUAAGCUUUAAGAUCAAUCGCGUUCCCACAUGUCCCUUUCAAGAUAGAGCCACUGAUUUGUAUAUAGCCAGAGGUUUAGAUCUACUAAUAAGUAUCCUGUAUUUACGUCACAAAAUCGACGCUAAAUCGAUUUUCCUAAUAUCGAUUAUCGAGUGAUAGAGCGUUGUUAGUAAAUAUAUAUUUUUAUUCUUCCCUCAAAACGAGGAGUUAGAAAAAUAGUAGUUGUAACUAAGAUAAAGUUCUAUUAUCAGCGUAAGAAGAGGAUCACGGAAGUGAAUGUAACAUUUAUUGUCACGUUUGCUUCGUUUAAAAAAAUUUGCGGUCAAACCGCGUCACAAAGUGUUCUCGAUCAAAUUAUUCAAUUGACGCUAAUUCGCUAAAGAAUCUCAAUGCAUGGAAUCAAAAUAUUAAUAAAAAAUAAUUUGUAUAGCUUGAUAAAAAAUUUAUUUAUAUAUUUAUUAAAAAAAUGAAUUUACAAAAUAAAUUACGUAUGAAAAUAUUAGAGAAUUAAAAAAAAACUCCCGAUAUAUUGCAUAUUAAUGCGUAAUAAAGUUAUGAAAAAUUGAAGUGAAAGAAAAAUAAUAUUGAGGAAAAAUUAUCUCUAGCAAAAAGAAAUUUAUCUAUAGAGAUUUAACGAAACAGGAAUUUAUGAGAUUAACUAAAAUCUUUGUAAUAUCUCUUUAAUAUUUAUAUUCCUUGCAUAGAUUGAAACUAUGAAUUCAGAUGAGAUAAAGAUAAAUUCAGCAUAUCAUUUUGCUUUACUCUAAUUCGCUACAUUUGACCGAGUACACUUAUAGCAUGUCAACGUAGUGUAAUGUAAAUUUCAGCAUAUCAUAAAUGAUAACUGACGGAAAUGAUAGAAACUACAAGUGUCCAAAUCGUUGUGAACAUUUGUUUAUAUAAGAUGACCAAAGUGCGCUUGUAACUGUGUGUUCAAAUGAAAUAUGAAGAAUUCCAUUAAGAGAGAAUCUCAUUCGCAUAAGAACGUUUCUUGUAGUUUUCUUUCAUUUUAAUAAUGUUAUGAUAAUAGACAUUAUUUGUAGUACUCGAAGUCUUAUUUUAGAAUUGUAAAAAUACUAUUCGAACAAAAAUAUCAUUCCUGCGGUUUAAUGUACGACUCGAUUUAAUAUCGUAUAAAGCAAUAAGCCUUAUUCGACGUCCUGUUUUGUACAAAAGUUAGACAUAAUAAUGUUCUCUUUUGUACAACGACCAAUCACGGUAUUUCUUUACUUCUGCUAUUUUCCACUUAGUUGUUGCUACAUAUAGGGGUGAUACCGUUUAUUUAUAAGGUAUUUGCCAAAUCACAAUAGAGACGGUGGAAUAUUUUUGAUAAUUUAAUACUCAUGUUAAGUUUGUAUGUAA